Molecule: messenger RNA, 2349 nt
Organism: Ornithodoros turicata
Lineage: Eukaryota; Metazoa; Arthropoda; Arachnida; Ixodida; Argasidae
Exons: 1
Coding region: 1-2349 (782 amino acids)
Molecular function (GO): RNA-DNA hybrid ribonuclease activity; nucleic acid binding
Source: RefSeq, a predicted model, not a curated record
AUGAAGAAGAAAACGGCUAUGAACAGUCACAAAGUGCGCAGUGCGCAGGUGUCUAAGGUGGUUAUAGUCAAGAAGAUCGCCUCGAGGGGCUUGGCCAUGGAUAACAUUCGCCCGAUUGCCCUGACAUCCGUCCUCUGCAAGACCAUUGAGCGGAUUCUGCACCGUCGGCUCUCUUCCUUCUUGGAAGCCUCUUCAGCGCUUAAUGAUAGCCAGAUCGGCUUUCGCCCCCGCUGCUCAAUCUGGAUGGCGCACGCCAACCUGGAAAGCCAGAUUUGCCUUGCGCGUGAGUGUGGGAAGAUGUCUGCCCUGGUUACCUUGGAUGUGGCGAAGGCCUACGAUAGCGUGGAACACAACGUCCUCCUCCAUUGUAUGGCAGCUCUCAACAUUCCCCCGUACAUCGUUUCAUGGGUUUGCAGCUUCCUUACUGGACGAGCAUUCUUUUGCUCGGAUGGACGCUUUGUCUCAUCUUCGCAUCCGCAGCAGAGGGGCGUCCCCCAGGGGUCCGUCCUUUCGCCACUGCUGUUUAACAUUUUGAUGAGUUCCCUACCUCUCGACCCGGGCAUCCUCACUCUGACCUAUGCGGACGAUAUUGCCUUCUUCUCCUGCUCUCUAUCGCUGCAUACGCUACGUGAGAAACUGCAAGAAUAUCUCCUCGCGCUGUCGUCCUGGAUGCGUUCCGUCCACCUCACGUUGAACGUCCAGAAAUCUGCAGUCCUGGUGUUCCCCCAGACCAACUGGACUGGAGGAGCUGUGACCAUCAUUCUGGAUGUUGCCGGCCAGACCAUUCGCCAGACCAACCUGCUCCGCUACCUAGGCGUCUGGUAUGAUCACAUGCUUCACUGGGACCAUCAUGUGGAAGUCAUAAGCCAGAAGGCUUCGAAAGCACUUGGCACAAUCCUGCGCAGCGCCAGCGCCCGCUGUGGUAUGCGCAGGAGCACCCUGCUCUUCCUGUUCAAGUGCGACGUACGGCCCAUUCUUGAGUUUGGGUGUGUCGUCUUCUCGCACCUCCCCGACUACCGUCUGAGCAGGUUAUUCGCCGUAGAAAGAAGAGCCCUCCGCCUGUGCAUGGGCCUCCCCAAGUACACGGCCAACCAGGCGCUGUGCGCCGAAGCCCGCAUUCCCCCUCUGAAGACUCGGUUCCGCCUACUCACUGUGAACACCUUCCUCUCGCUCUGCCAGAGCCCAUUAGCCACCAGACAGAACCAGUCUCUCAGGGAUCGGGCCCAGUGGAUCGCCCGGAGGUGGCGAAAAUCCAACACCCCGCAGCUCGUCUUUGUCGAAUCCCUUCUAGCCUCGCUGAAUACUUCUCUGACUGCCCCUCCUGCGCCCAUCUGUCCGGUCUCGCCCAUGGCCCUGCGAGUUGUCGACGCGUUCCAGCCCGGCCUUGCCUACGCUCCGUCUCCCCGGCUUGAAGCCCUCCUCUCGGCGCACAUCAACCAGUUCCCAUCCCACGUUGUUGUCGCGACAGAUGCCUCAGUCUCGGCUCAGCUAGCGGGUGCCGGCGUCGUCUUCCCUCAGCUCGACUGUCAUUGCCCCAUCCGCCUCCCUGACUACACUCCCGUGUUCGAGAGCGAACUCCUCGCCAUGAUUCUGGCCCUCAGAAUGGUGCCCCUUACAUUUCCCAGGAUCCUGCUUUUGUCCGACUCCCUGUCGGUCAUCACUGCCCUAGCCAGCCCCCCCAGCGAGUGGCUCGAGCUCCUGCAGGCCCUGAGUCCUAGCCACAUCACGGAGGUGGUCCUGACAUGGAUCCCUGGUCACUGUGGCCUAUCUCCCAACGAGUUGGCGGACAACCUUGCAAAAAUUUCUCUUUCUGGCCCUAUCAUUGACGUCCUUCCGCCCCUGCCCUCUAUCACGCGGGCCAGGUAUAGAAGGCUGCUGGAGCUGACCGCUCUCCGCUCACUGCCAGCCCGGUACGCCCAUCUUUCCCACGCUUGGCAGGCUGACCGCUGCGUCUCCCGUCAUGUAGAAGUCUUGCUGACUCGACUGCGCUGUCUAGCCCUUCCGCUGAACUUUUAUCUACACCGCGCGGGUGUCAGCCACUCCCCUGCGUGCGCCCACUGCGGUCAAGAGGAAACUGUGGAGCACUUUCUCCUGCACUGCCCCCUCUACGACCGCUCCCGCCUUAGCUAUCUUGCCCAGCCGCUGGCUAGACAAGGGGUUCCCCUCUCCCUGGACGCCAUCCUGUCAUUUGGAGCCUCCCACACCGAAAAAUGGCGGUUUGAAAUAGCGUCGAGAGCCGCCGCCUUUCUGACCAUAUGCGGCCGCUUCUGGAGCACCUUGUACCUCCCGCUUCCUCCCUUCCCUCUGCUAUGGCUUCCUUCUACUAACAUGUCACCGUGGGUCUCAUGA